Molecule: messenger RNA, 3273 nt
Organism: Debaryomyces tyrocola
Lineage: Eukaryota; Fungi; Ascomycota; Pichiomycetes; Serinales; Debaryomycetaceae
Source: the annotation of a GenBank genome assembly
AUGAAUAAGGAAAAUAUGGGAGAGAGACCGUCUAGAAGUAUCUUGAAGAAUGAUACAACGCUACCAUUGUUGCCAUCCACUAACCGCUUAAAUAGAAGAGUCUCAUUUCACCCUGAAGUGACGCUCCACAAGAUAAAUUUUGUUCCAGUACAAGUAGAUAAAAGAAGAGAAACUAUAGCCAUUAUACCGCUGCUGAGAGAUAAUAGUGAUUCUGGAAAUUCAUCUAUUGAAUCGAAGGAUGAUAGCAAUAGCACGACUUCUGAUGAUAAUCCGAUUGGCACUACUCAUGAAAAUGCGGAUGAGAACUUAGGAACGAAUAGUGAGCUCGAUAAUGGUAAUAACAUAGAUGAAGAUUCAGACGAUGAUUUAGCAAAUUUCGAUGGCAAUGCUGAUGAGGGUGAAGAAGAGACUAUGGAAUUAACGGCACAAUUUGUUCCUAAUCCCGAGGCUGCAACAAAUAACACGCGUGAUAAUGAGGUGGCCCAAGGUGAUGCUACCGACGCAGCCAAUAAUGCUAAUCAAAUAGUGACCAAUUUGAAACAAACUGGUGUCAGUGUUGACACUGCAGCCGAUUAUAUCGUCUCACCUCCAUAUCACCAGGAUGAAGACGAUGGUGAUAUGGAACUAACCAGCAACAUUGGCCUUAACCAAAAUAUUGUCACAUUCGUUGGAAAUGAUGUAGAUUCUGAAAAGCUGAAUGUUGAAAAACCUGAACAGGAUAUUGAAAGCCAUGACAUUCCAGACCAUGUUCCUGAAAUAAAUCGAGAUCAGACAUCGGCUACGAAUACCGGCGAGCAUUUACAUGAAGAUCCUAUGGAUAUUUUGACAUACGCUAAUGGUCAUAAGAAUUUAGAAUAUAAUGUAGAGGUGAAUAAUGGCGAAGAUCAACAAACUCAGCAACAAAACGAGAAUGAAUUGGAAGAAACUAUGGACAUAACUAAAUUCUAUUCGGAGAUGAAUGCCCAAAACAGCACCAGUUAUAUGGAGAGUGAUCAUUUCAAUCAGGAAAUUACCAUGGAUAUAACUAAAAUAUAUCAGCAAGAAAGUAGACUUGAAUUGAUAAAUGAGGUACCUGAUGCUGAACCAAUAAUGCAAUACAAUGAAGGUCUGAAAAUCCCAGAAAAUGAAUCAAUUAUGGAAUUUACUCAAGAGAUAGGAAAGAUAAAUAUAUCCGAUAAAGGUGCUGAUAACCGAUUAGGGCAUAGUCAUCUUCAAGGAAUUGAAAAUGAAAUCACUUCAAAUAAUGAAAAAGUUGAACAACAUCAUGAAGAGAAUGGAACGAAAACUGAACAACCAUUGGAACCUGAUUCGAGAGAAGUUAUUUCGGAGAGUAAUGCCGAUGAGAUACUUAGUAAUGGAGAGCAAGAUUUCGAAAAUAAUAAAGAUAAAACAUAUAAAGAAAGCAAAAACUUAGAAAACGAAGCUGUAGACGAAGCUGCGAACCAAGGUAAUGAAAUUAAUGAGCUUCAUUCAGAUAAUGCUAAUGUAGAAUCUGAGCAAGAGCAAAAUGCAAAUAUUUCUAGUCAGUAUGUUACGAAUACGAAUGUGAACGAAACGAUUCAACUUGCUGAAAAAGAUACUCAAGAUUCCACAUACAUGGAACUAACUCAAAUAGAACAAGACGCUGAACCACAUGAACUGGUUGCUGUUGAUACAAAUCAUGAAAUAGAUCAACAGUCUCAAAAAAUGCAAUUGACCCAGGAAUAUGGUGAAAUCAAACAAAUACAACUCAAGAGAACGAUCGAUGAUGUUGAACCAAUACCACACAAGUAUCCUAAGAUUGAUAAUCAUGGUAUCAAUAAGACAAUUACUACCACUAUUCCCUUGGCUGAUAUAAGUACCGAAUCCGUAGAUGAUGAUGAGCUAGACCAUAAUUACAUACCAGUUUCAUUAAAUGAUUUCUUGAAAGAUAUCAGCAUUAGAUUCUAUGAUGACUUAGAAAUUGGUAUUAAAUCUGUCGAUAGAAUAAGCAUAUCAUUGCCGAAAAUUAAUGAUGAAGAAAGUUAUAAAUUUGAGGAGUUUGUUACUGCUAUGAAUAAAAUGCCAUUAUUGGAACUAUAUGAUUUCAGUUGCAAGGAACUUACAAAAAAUAUUAAAGACGGAAUUGUGUUAUUUGAUCAAUUUAAUCAAUUCACCAUGGAAAACAAUCCCAGAUUAUUCAAACAGUAUUAUCUGAGUAGCCCAAAUGAGAAAUUAAGCAUGAAGUCGGAAUUUCAAUUAAUCAAAGAUUACACGAGGCUUCAAGCUAAGGAGGUUUGGUACGGGUGGAGAACUCAGUUAAUCAAGAAUUUGAUGAUCCAAUUAGAUGAGAAGCAUGGCACUCUUGUUCAAGAUAGGCUGCUUCUAUUGAAGAACUUGACACUUAUUAAUGGAAUUCACGAACAAUUGAAAGACAAAUUUGACAAUUUAUCAAAUCAAUUGAACCAAUUGUUGCAAAUCGAAAGUAAUUGCAAUGAUUUGGGUUCCAGUGAUUUAUUCUCCUUAAGGAAUGAAUUGGCAGUAACAUGUAAGCAAUUUAAGGAAAACCAACAAAAUCAAACCUUACAGAAUAAAGAACUAAAUAAACUAAAUUCAAUUAUCAGCGAUAAUAAAGCUUUGAUCAAUGCAUUCACUGAUGAAAUAAAUGACGUGGAGAAGUCUUUGAAUAGAAAUAAAAAGUAUGAGUUGUCAGAAAUCGAGUUACUCAAAUUAAAAUUCAACUUUCUACAAUCCUUUACUGGUUUGAACUACAAAUGCAUGGAGGGCACUAAGCUCGUUUUCAAUUUCAUUGGUGUGGUAGUUGCAAUGGAUUUUAAGGAUAUUUAUGACUUAUCCAACAUAAGCUAUUCUGUAGAUCAGAAUUCUUCUGCUUCAUUCAAUAAUUCCUUCAUUACGACCAAUAUUGCACCAAAAUUGUUCAACAUAAUUACUGGGUCCACUAUAAUUGAAAGCUUCCAAACCUUCAAAAAGCACUGGUCCGUAUUAAAAUCGAUUGACGAAGAUGUGUACGCAAUCUCCUGGAAGUUACCAAUAGUCUUCAUUGAGUCGCAAGACAAUGUAAUAAAUUUCAAAAUACGCUACUACUGUGGCAAACUUAAUUUCAAAGUUGAACUCUUCGUAUCAAUUGAUUUGUCCAAUUUGCUUGAUUACCCAAACAAUUUUCAAAUUAGAGGACAACUCAUCAAAUCUGACACUAAAAUAUCGCAGCAGAUUAUUCUUACUAAUUUGCUUAAUGAUUGUGUUCAUACUGCUUUGGUUAACAAAGAUAACCAGAUAGUAAUAGAUGGAUUAUAA